AUGCCAGAACUUUUAAAACAGGAAUUGGAGGAAGGAAUCUUACUUGGUUGUGGGAAUCCGUUGCUUGAUUACCAAGCACGUGUUACCAAAGAAUUCUUAGAUAAAUGGAAGUUGAAAGAAAACGAUGCAAUACUGCUGGAUGAUGAUCGAGCAUCUAUAUUUGAUGAACUAGAAAAAAAUUUUGAAGUUCAGUUGCUUCCCGGUGGCGCAACGCAGAACGCUCUACGGGUCUGUCAGUGGGUCUUGAACAAACCGAACUGCACUGUUUUCUUCGGCGCAAUUGGUGAUGAUAAGUAUGGCAAAACGUUGAAACAGAAAACUACGGAAGCGGGUGUGAAUGUUCAGUAUCAAGUGAAUUCGAAUGCUAAAACGGGUACAUGUGCUGCAAUGUUGUACAAAGAACACAGGUCACUAUGCGCUCAUCUCUCCGCAGCCAAUACGUUCACCGAAGAUCAUUUAGAUAAGAUCGAAAAUCAGCAGAUCAUUGAAAAAGCACGAUAUUAUUACAUAUCAGGUUACUUUAUAACUGUUUGUCCACCAGCUCUGAUUCGGAUAGCUAAGCAUUCAUAUGAAAAAGAGAAGACUUUCAUGAUGAACCUCUCAGCACCAUUUGUACCAAAAUUUUAUAUGAAAGUCUUGAACGAAGUGUUGCCAUAUGUUGACGUUUUAUUUGGAAAUGAAAGUGAAGCAGUGUCAUUUGCAGAAGCGUUUAACUUUGGUACGAAAGAUAUUGUAGAAAUUGCACGCCGAAUUGCUGACUGGCCAAAAAAGAAUACCAAAACGCAACGAAUGAUUGUAUUUACACAAGGUGCUGACCCGACUUAUGUUGUCUACGGCACUACAGUACUAAAAUUUCCGGUCCAAAAGCUACUUCCAUCAGAAAUGGUUGACACGAAUGGUGCUGGCGAUGCGUUUGUUGGAGGAUUUUUAGCGCAAUAUAUUCAAGGAAAAUCAAUUGAGGAGUGCAUCCGAUGUGGGCAGUUCACGGCAGUAACGGUGAUUAAGCAAAGCGGAUGCACUCUUCCAGCAGUUUGUUCAUACACGUCAUCUUAA
This is a messenger RNA of Enterobius vermicularis (human pinworm), 1053 nucleotides long. Lineage: Eukaryota; Metazoa; Nematoda; Chromadorea; Rhabditida; Oxyuridae. The record is from the annotation of a GenBank genome assembly.